Messenger RNA from Eutrema salsugineum, 951 nucleotides. RefSeq lists its product as uncharacterized. Gene Ontology annotation, molecular function: RNA binding. The record is from RefSeq and is a predicted model, not a curated record. Bases 85 to 795 code for a protein of 236 amino acids. The transcript is spliced from 6 exons. Lineage: Eukaryota; Viridiplantae; Streptophyta; Magnoliopsida; Brassicales; Brassicaceae.
CGUCAUUCGUAAAUCCCUAGAAAAAUAUCUUUUAAGGGUUGUUUCCCCUCGAAAACUUAAGCAGUCGCUCUUCUCAGCUUUUCCAUGGCCAUCAAAGUGGAAAGAAUGACUGGAUUGAUCGGUAGAGAUUCAGACAUUCCAAAAAUCCGUAGCAGUAUCAUUAGGAGGAUUUGCGUUGAGGGAUAUGACACUUCGCUUCCUGAGUUUGAUGUCGAUGCCGCUUUGAGAAAACAUUUCGCUUCAUGCGGAGAUGUCGUCCAUGUUUAUAUUCCCAUAGAAGAGUUAGACAAGCCUCUCAACAGAUUUGCCUUCGUUUACCUUCGGGGAAAAGAUGCAGAAGAGAAGGCGUUGAAACUUAGUGGAAGUAAAGUGGAAGGGAAAAAAACCCUUGUUUCCAAAAACAAAGAAAAAAAGAUCGUGGGAGGAUGGAAUCUAGUUGUGAAGGCUUACCCGUUUCAUGAAAAUUACCUUGAUCCUGAGUUGGCUCCUAUGAGAGCACAAGGCCAGAAAAACCGGCGCGCCAUGGGAGUUACGGUAUAUGACAACAGUUCGUGUCCCGUCAUGGUGGAAGAAGUCAAGAGCAUGCUGAAGUGUCUAUUCCCUGCAUCUGGAAAGAUCGACGCCGAUUUUGAUAUGCCCAAAAGCGGUGGUCCUCUGAUGAUCAAAUGUCUCCUUCAUUUGUAUGGAGAAGAUGCAGUAGAGAGGGCGCUGCAACUUAGUGGACUUGAAAUGCGACAACGGAAUGUUGUAGUUGAUAUCAUUUGUGGGCCACCACCGCCGAUGAUUAUUGGUUAGCUAGCUCUUGACUCGGUAGAAGAAGAACAAGCCUACGGGGGUAGAAAGCGACGAAGCUCUUUGGUGUUUUUAUCUUGUCAUGCAAUGCAAUUACUUCCUUUUUGUUUUUUCCUGGAUGUUAAAAGUAAGCUCAAUAAUCAUCAUCUGCCUUUAUUA